CAACUUCCCCUUCUCCUCCUCCUCCUCCUGAGCUGAUAAUAUCAGUAGCUGUAGUGUCUACCGGCAGCCGUGAUUGAUGAUGAUGGAGUGGACAGCAGAGAGCACUUGCAUGUUGUCAGACGUUGGCAUGAAUCAAAGCACGUCGGACCGGGAUUUCGAGGCUCUUGUCUGGUGGCUCGGUAACGAAAACCUGGAAGAAGAAAGGACUGGCUUUUCAAGUUGUGGUGGGGAUGGGGGAACUCUUUUAGGGUCACAAAACCUCACUCCCAACCAUUCCAGUAUUACUGCCGCCAUGGAUUCCUACUCUCCAAGUGGAAAUUUGUCAUACGGAAGUCCGGAUUCUGCUAAUAAACCAAAAAGCAAUGAUAUUAAUGAAGCAAAAGGAGCUAUUAGUGUGUCCUCCCUUGAGCAAUCAGAUGUUGAUGAACUGAGCACUGAACCAAUUGAUUUAAAACGAAAGAAAAGGAGGGAUUCUAACCGGGACUCUGCCAGAAGAUCAAGGAUCAAAAGACAAGCACAUGUGGCAGAUCUUGAGUUGCAGGUUGGACAAUUGAGAGUAGAAAAGGCUUCCUUAUACAAUCAGUACUCAGAUAUUGCUCAAAAGCAUCAUGAUGCUUCCACAAACAAUCAGCUGUGGAGAUACAGGGUAGCAGAAUUAAGAGCCAAGAUAAAGUUAGCUGAAAGUAUGUUUCCUCGAGGCUCCACAAGUUUCAGUUUGACCCAACAUCCUCAAAGUAAUUUGUUUUCACCACAACAGGUUAACUGUUACAAUAUUCAUGGAACAAAUGUGUUGCCAACCAUCAAUGUCUGCCAAGAUGAUUUCUUAUAUGCAGGGAUGACAGUUCCAGGAAAUUCAACACUUGGACUUGGAGGUGUAGACGGGAGCAAUGGCAGUCUUAAUACUAGCAAUAUUAGUGAUGCUACAAGCUGUGUGUCAGAUAUGUGGUCUUAUAAUUAGAAAACCCAUUACUGUACAAUUAUUAGAUGUGGUGCUAUCAGCUAUGUAUUGUGAUGAAUCCCAUGACUGUUUUCCUAUUUUCCUCUUGUGAUACUCUAUUUUUACAUGCAACAUGGCAUAGGUAAUUGAUCUAUUUAACCAUAGCUGACUUUUGGGUGCGAAGUGGUAAUGGCAGAUUGUUUUGUCUGAACAACAACGUUAGCAUUCAUAAAUUCAAUAAAUAGUCUCAUAUUUU
Molecule: messenger RNA, 1193 nt
Organism: Rubroshorea leprosula
Lineage: Eukaryota; Viridiplantae; Streptophyta; Magnoliopsida; Malvales; Dipterocarpaceae
Source: the annotation of a GenBank genome assembly